CGACGCCAACAAGGUUGUGGGUUAUUUCUUCUUCCCCCCAUCGCACAAAUUCACAUCUCCGCUGCAUCUGGCCUGCUGUGGGCUGCACCGCAGCAGGACCUCCUGCAUCUUCCUCUCCUCUUGCCCAGCAGAAAUGGCAAGGCGUAGAAGAAACCGCAUUAUUCAAAGCCAAGAUGAAUAUUUGUCAGAGGAGCAGAUUGAGCAAGAGAGAUCCCCUGGACAAGAUGUUGCUUCAUCUGAACUUCAACUUGCUACUGGAGGAAGCCUGACUGAGAGUGAUGAUGUUGAAGUUAAUGUUCAAGAUGACAAUGGAGAAAGAACAAAGCGUGGGAGGACAAAACUGAAAGAUAUUUGGAGCCUUCCGAAAGGUCUCAGAAUUGUUGUUGCAUGUAAUGAUCUUGAUCAGCCAAUUGGUGAUGAGGCUGGAGUUCUAGGUAAAUUUCUUGGCAUGGUCGCUAGGAACGGGUGCUUGUGUAGCUUGAGCUACAGGGAUUGGAGACUACUGAUAGGAAAGAGAGAAAGAAAUACCAAUGAAAAAAAAAAGAUGGAUAUAAUUAAGCAAGUGAAGAUGAGAUUCCUUUACCCUUCUCGCAUGGAAAAAUGGAUAUUACGAACUAUUGGGGAGAGAUGGAGGCAACAUAAGUCAAAUCUAAAGUCACUCUAUUUCGAUGUGAACAAGAGCAUGGAAAUUAAUUGCAGCAAUGUUCCAGAAGGUGUGAUCGGUGAUCAGUGGAUUGCACUUGUCAAUAAUUGGAUGACACCGAAAACAAAGGAGAUAAGUGAAACAAACAGGACAAAUCGUACAAAGAAGAAGUCAACGCAUACAGCUGGAACAAAGAGUUUUGCUCGAAUAGAGAAGAAUUGGUAA
Phragmites australis (common reed) is the source of this 868-nucleotide messenger RNA. RefSeq lists its product as uncharacterized. Bases 134 to 868 code for a protein of 244 amino acids. The transcript has 5 exons. The record is from RefSeq and is a predicted model, not a curated record. Lineage: Eukaryota; Viridiplantae; Streptophyta; Magnoliopsida; Poales; Poaceae.